Messenger RNA from Clupea harengus (Atlantic herring), 2321 nucleotides. It is a transcript of the gene eva1ba, whose product is annotated as eva-1 homolog Ba (C. elegans). Lineage: Eukaryota; Metazoa; Chordata; Actinopteri; Clupeiformes; Clupeidae. The record is from RefSeq and is a predicted model, not a curated record.
CUCUCCCUCUUUCUCUCUCUCUGGGAGGGAUUGUAUGACAGCUUUUCCUGCUGUUUGCGGAGCGGAGUGGAGUGGGGACGAAGAAAACUCUCUUACUCUACGGUGCAGGGAGGAAGUCGCCACCUCUGCCCCUGACUCUGUCAACGUGCGUGUGUAUGUGAGUGAGUGUGUGUGUCUGCCUCCCUGUGUGAGUGUGUCUGUGAGUGUGUGGAUGUGUGUGUGUCUGUGUGUGUGUGCGUGCGUGCGUACGAGUGAACCUCCCGUAGACGAGCCAAACUGCAGCAGAGUUUAGAGACCGGGACAGCAGGACUGUUGCAGAUUUGUCUUGCAUGCUCUGGACACCUUGAGUUUGGAUUUGUGCUGCUGGACCAAACUUUUGAUGAUGUGUCAGGACUCUUUUAGGAUUGCUUGAGGUACUCUUUAGCCAGAUGAAGAGGCUAGUCUAAAGGAGAAGUCACAACCCACUUCUUUGAGAGGAGAGCGUCGGAGUCUGGCCCAUCAGCACAGUUUCACUGCACUAUGGAGUAACCCUGACAUCCUCCUGCUGAACCAUCUGGUGUGACAAAGAAAGAGCCAAGAUGGACGCCAAGAGGACAGACAUGGCACUGCUGAGCAACAGCAUUGCUGCCUACGCUCAUAUCAAAAACAAUCCGGAGAGCUUUGGUCUGUAUUUCGUGAUUGGCGUUUGUUUUGGCCUGGUGCUCACCCUCUGUCUCCUGGUGGUGCGCAUCUCAUGUAAGCCACGCACCAAGACCCCGUCUCCCACGCCGGAGAAGAAGCAGCUGAAGGACUUCAGCGAGGACGAGGAGGACGAGGACAGUGAUGAAGAGGAGGAGGAUGAGGAGGAGGUGGAGGAAGAGGGGGUGGAGAGGGACGUGGAGAUGGCCCUGCCGCUUCCCACCACUGAGAUCCCCGCCAGCAACCACACGAGCCAUUCGGACGGGACUCUGAGCGUGAACGUGUUCACGUCGGCCGAGGAGCUGGAGCGCGCCCAGAGGCUGGAGGAGAGAGAGAGGAUCAUCCGUGAGAUCUGGAGGAACGGCCAGCCCGACAUCCUGGGCACCGGGACGGGCACCAUCGGACGAGUGCACUACUACUAGCCGCGCGCGGCCACACGGGGGCGCCAGAGACGCUCUGGAGAAAAAACAGUUAUACCAGGUGCCAAGUGACAUGGAUGGAAGGACUAACGGUGCUGUUACCAGAGAUGCUGGUUUAACAUCUCAUUUGCUGGACCUUUCAUUGACUUUUAUUUUGAAAAAAAGCGUGCCAACACAGAGACUCACUUCUCGGUGCUUCAUGACCUCAGAAUGUUACCUCUCUCAAUACCUGAGGGUGACAAUGCUGAGGGGAAAUCUCUUGACAUUCCCAUAGUGCUCAUUCUAAUGUCCAUUUCUGGAUGUAGACUAAAAUGCCUGUAGUCUAUAGGUCUCUUUCUCACAGAUCAUUGGUGCCAAGAACUCCAGAACGUCAAUGGAUGGAUGAAUGUAUCUAUCUGUACAUAAACUGUUACUUUCCACUUCCAUAAUGAGUACAUGAGUAAUGCAGUAUGUUUUGAAAAUCAGGUUCAAUAUGAUGAUGACACUCUUUGCAAUGAGCAUCUUUAUCGUAGUCUCACUUAGUCAAACCACAGGCACACAUCUUUUCACAAUGCACAGGAUCACAGGAUGUGAAGAGGAUGGGUACUAAUCUCUUGAAAUGUUGUGAGGACCAACAUGGUAGCCAUAUGCCAUUCAGGGGUAAUCUACCAUCUAACCGCAUGAUUUAAACUGGCCUGAGAUGGUGUCAUAUAGUCAAAUUAUCACUUUAUACCUUAGUAUCGGAAAUGAUAUAUUUGCACAAAACUGAUUUCAUGAGUGUGCUGAAGAGAGAAAAACAUAUUAUAUAUAUAUCACAUUUCCCUGAUAACAUUCACAAUGCAUAUUCAAAAAUACAGUUGGUCUUUCCUAAAUCCUUCUAUAAGCCAUCUUAUGCACUCAUGAUGGUAUGUACAAAAUGAACAAUCAUUUUCACAGAUGUGUCUUAAGGUCAGAACUUAGAAAAAUGUUCUAUUUUUAACUUGACAGGUUUACUGACUUUCGUGCCGUGGCUGAAGUCUGGGGUCUGUUAUGAGAAGUAAAACGGCGAAUAAAGGCUGUGUCCUCCCUCUGGAUAGGGAGUAUGAGAUGGGAGGCCUCUGCCCCCUCAGUCCCCUUUCCCACUGCCGGGCUCAAAAUAGAAAUCCGAGACUUGAAACGGAAAUGGCCACGUUGACUGGAGGCUGUGGGACUAUUCAAACCAGAGGGGAAAUGAAUUGCAUUGAAAUAAUAAACGAAUGAAACCGU